AUGGCCAAAACGCGGCCCCCCAACAAAUCUUCAAAGAAAAGAGCAAAAUCUGGCCUUCGUGAUGGCAGCAGAUCUACCUGGAGGAAAAUGAAUGAAGAUCCGGCAAUUUUUUUCGACCAAGCCACCAUAUUCCUCCAAACAGGGCAACCGGAAGCCGCUCUCCCUCUUGCACAACGCGGGUUGGAUAUAGCUUCAGCCGGAUCACCCGCUGUGUUAACAGGUCUGAACUUAAUCGGCGAAAUAUAUGUUGAGUUAGGAGAAAUCGAUGCGGCGCGACAACAAUUCAUGCAAGCCGUUGCUCUAGAUCCGAACGGAGAAAUUCCUGAAUCAGAAGGAGGAGGUGCAGAGAAAUUUUUAUGGCUUGCGCAAUUGAGCGAAACUGGUGGCAAGGAUAGUGUAAGCUGGUUCGAAAAAGGAGUCGCAAGUUUGAGACGGAACAUACAAUCGUUAGAGCAGAGCCGCAAGCUGGAUGAUGGGUUGGCUGCGCAAGAGCAGAAGAAAAAGUUGGCACAUGCUUUAUGUGGAGUGGUAGAAAUAUACAUGACCGAUCUAUCAUGGGAAGAGGAUGCGGAAGCUCGAUGCGAAGCAUUGGUUACAGAGGCUCUUUUGGUUGCCCCCGAUUCCCCAGAAUGCUUGCAAACAUUGGCUUCGGUUAGGAUAUCACAACUUCGACAAGACGACGCCCGGGCUGCGCUGUCAAGAAGCCUUCAAUUAUGGAAAGACUUACCACCGGAAAGCCCCUUGGUGCCAGACUUCCCCACACGGAUAAGUCUUGCUAGAUUAUUAAUGGAAGUCCGGAUGGAAAUUGAAGCGCUUGAAGUGCUAGAAAGAAUGGCUCUUGAAGACGAUCAUAGCGUUGAGAUGUGGUAUUUAGGCGGGUGGUGUCAAUAUUUGCUCGGGAAGGGCGAAAAGCUUCCCGCCAAUAAGUACGGCCUAUCAGAAUCGGAACUCCGACAAGCUACAUUACGUUCCAGCAGGAGCUGGCUAAAACAGAGCUUAAAGCUUUACAAACUAGUUGAGUAUGAGGAUUUGAAGCUGAAGGAACAUGCUGAGGAACUCGUCCAAGAUCUCCAGAAUCAGCUGGGCGAGGAUGGUGACGAUAGCGAUGAUGGCGAAGACGUGGACGGAGAGUGGGAAGAUGAAAGCGACGGUUUAGAUGAUGACAAUGAUAGUGGCAAAGACGAAGAUCAGAAAAUGACGGACUCAUGA
This is a messenger RNA of Histoplasma mississippiense, 1209 nucleotides long. RefSeq lists its product with no specific name. NCBI's taxonomy places the organism in Eukaryota, Fungi, Ascomycota, Eurotiomycetes, Onygenales, Ajellomycetaceae. Bases 1 to 1209 code for a protein of 402 amino acids. The transcript has 2 exons. The record is from RefSeq and is a predicted model, not a curated record. Gene Ontology annotation, molecular function: protein binding.